AUUUCAUCCGUUACUUACCUAAAUUUUCUUAUAAGCUAUUUCAGGAAUCACUCAUAUUCCAACCUCUCUCUCUCUCUCUCUGUCCAUUAUUGUUUCUAGUUUUUGCAGUUAUGUUGGAUCUUCAAAACCUUCUCUUCCUCAUUCUUCUAGGGUUUCCUUUCAAUUGAUCUUAGAAUGUGUGAUUGUAUUGUAGGUAGAAUCAAGAACCCACAUAAUCAUUUGGUAUAGAGAUCAAACACACAUUUGAUCCCAUAAAGCUUGAAUCCUUGAUCCCUUUUGUGGGUUAAUGGAAGGAAUCGAUAAUCAAUAACAGAAUAAGAAGCAUAGGGAGGCUAAUCAAACCAUACAGUUUCCUGGUUCCGAUCAGGAAACUGUGGAGAAUUAUGGGCUGCAAAUUCUCCAAGGGAAUACGAGCAAAUGAUAGCAUCAUCAACCAGAACAUUGACGACAACAACAACAACAUUGUCAAGGAGAGAAGAAACAAGCCUAAUACAAGAACCUGCAAGAAGAAGAAAAAGCCUGCUUCAUCCAGCAUAGCCAAUGUUGGAUCCGAGGAAAGACCCGAUGCCAAGAACAACGAAGAAGAAGAAGCCACCUUGAAGCUUCUAUUACCCAGCGAUGCCAAGAAUGCAACCUCUAACGAGGAGGGUGACAACAAGAAGGUGAAUAUUGAGAGAAAAUCUUCCAGGUCUAUCUUCCAGAGACGUGAGGCAUUGCAACAACCUAAGAUGACUAGAAUAAGCAGUGUUAGUAAUGGAGAACGAGGUGCUCAGGUUAUGGCUGGUUGGCCUUCUUGGUUAGCUUCUGUUGCUGGAGAAGCUAUCAAUGGAUGGAUUCCACGCAAGCCAGACUCCUUCGAAAAGUUGGAGAAGAUUGGACAAGGGACGUAUAGCAGUGUGUACAAAGCCAGGGACCUAGAGACAAACCAAAUAGUUGCACUGAAGAAAGUGCGGUUUGCUAAUAUGGAUCCUGACAGUGUUCGGUUCAUGGCAAGAGAAAUCAUCAUCCUUAGAAGGCUUGACCAUCCCAACGUUAUGAAGCUUGAGGGUUUGAUCACUUCGAGGGUGUCAGGGAGUAUGUAUCUUAUAUUUGAAUAUAUGGAACACGAUCUCUCAGGACUUGCUUCAACACCUGGUGUUAAGUUCUCUGAGGCACAGAUUAAAUGCUAUAUGAAACAGUUGCUACAUGGUCUAGAACACUGUCACAGCCGAGGUGUAUUGCAUCGUGACAUCAAAGGCUCGAAUCUGCUGCUGGACCAAAACAACAAUCUAAAAAUCGGAGACUUCGGCCUUGCCAACUUUUACGGCCCCCACCAGAAGCAGCCUCUCACGAGCCGUGUUGUAACUUUGUGGUACCGUCCACCUGAACUCUUGCUAGGGUCAACGGACUACGGCAUUACUGUGGAUAUGUGGAGCACAGGAUGCAUUCUAGCAGAACUCUUUAGUGGGAAGCCUAUCAUGCCUGGAAGAACUGAGGUGGAACAGCUACACAAGAUCUUCAAACUCUGUGGCUCACCUUCUGAAGAGUAUUGGAAAAGAUCUAAACUUCCAGACGCGACCAUCUUUAAACCUCAGCAUCCAUACAAGAGGUGUGUAGCCGAGACGUUUAAGAGUCUCCCAUCUACAGCUUUGGCACUAGUUGAGGUUCUUCUAGCUGUUGAGCCAGAUGCUCGUGGAACCACGGCUAAUGCCCUUGAAAGCGAGUUCUUCACGACAGAGCCUUUUGCAAGCGAGGCAUCAAGUUUACCAAAGUACCAACCGAGAAAGGAAAUUGAUGUGAAGAAAGGCACGGGCAGUAAACAGAAUGAGUCAAAACAAGUAUCUAGAGACUUUAAACCUGUGUCAGCUCAAGAUUCCAAUGCAGAGUUACUACCAUCAACACAAAAACGACAAGUGCAGAAUAAUCCUAAUGAAGAUGCAGCAAUGAAGAGUGGAACCGCGCAGAACGGUUACACGCGGUAUGGCCUGUCCUCGGUUAAUAGAAACGGAGAGAAUGUUAUGAUGGGUUCGAGUCGGUCACCAAGAAAAGAGCUGAGGUCGCAACGUUCUUUUGUUCAACGUGGAGCACCACAGUUGACUAAGUUCUCAAACUCGGUAGCUGCUAGAGAUGCAUCACAUUUCUCUGUAGCAAAUCCACGGUGGCUUGAAGAUAGUGAUAACAAUAACAUGAGAGAUGGUGAUUGGCCACAACGUCUGCUGGUGAAACCCAAAUAUUCUACAAAAGACAAAGAAUCCAUACGGGGACACGGUGAGAAGAUAGAGAGAAUGAACUACUCAGGGCCAUUGGUUUCUAAUGGAGGAAACUUAGAUGAAAUGUUGAAAGAACAUGAAAGACGUAUUCAGUUAGCUGUUCGAAAAGCUCGAGAUAAGAAGACGAACAGGGACGAUAACGGACAGACUCCAGCAUGUCUUGCAGUGUAGAGAAGUUUAUUCAGGUCUUGUGUAAAGUCACUCGUGUAAUUUAUUUUGUUUAUUUAACCUAUUCUAACGGUAUUACCGACUUGUACUCAAUCCCAUCACUAUGAUCAUCAUGCCCGUCCCAAUAUUUUAUUGUGUUUUGUGCAAUUAUAAGAGCAUUAGAUAUAAUUUGUAACAUACACAGUAAAGUCAACCAGGCAUAGAAUCUCUUAGAAGUUGGAAAAGGACCUGAAUGCACAGCAAUAUAUCCAAGGUACUCUAAUGUGUCAGACAUCUAUGAGACUAGUUCGUAUCUAAUCAUGGUAGAAGACAAGUUCUCCAAAGCUUUCUAGUGUGGAGGGUAUAUGAAGAAACAAGAAGGCAUUUUGUUAUCCCUAGCUAUAGAGAUGGAUAAGAAUCAAGUAGAGACCCUUUUGUCCAUAGUUGACAAACUUUACUCUGUUUCUCCA
Raphanus sativus (radish) is the source of this 2866-nucleotide messenger RNA. RefSeq names its product probable serine/threonine-protein kinase At1g09600. Gene Ontology annotation, biological process: protein phosphorylation; positive regulation of transcription elongation by RNA polymerase II. The record is from RefSeq and is a predicted model, not a curated record. Gene Ontology annotation, cellular component: nucleus; cyclin-dependent protein kinase holoenzyme complex. Gene Ontology annotation, molecular function: ATP binding; RNA polymerase II CTD heptapeptide repeat kinase activity; cyclin-dependent protein serine/threonine kinase activity. Bases 384 to 2420 code for a protein of 678 amino acids. NCBI's taxonomy places the organism in Eukaryota, Viridiplantae, Streptophyta, Magnoliopsida, Brassicales, Brassicaceae. The transcript is spliced from 6 exons.